AUGUUUCGUCUCCAGUUCUUGUUCCUCUGUGCAGUCUCACUUUGUACACAGAAAGCUGUAGCAUCUGCUGUUUUACCCGUCAACGACCCAUUCUAUACGCCUCCUGCUGGAUUCGAAACCAAAAAAGCAGGAACAAUUCUUCGCAAUAGACUAGUCCCGUCUCCUCUGGAAAGUUCUCUCAAUAUCUCUUCCGCCCACCAGAUUCUCUAUCGUACAACCAACUCUUUCGGAAAGGCCAUCGCAACCGUGUCAACGAUUCUCGUUCCCAAAAAUGCUGAUCCGUCGAAACUACUAUCCUAUCAAGUCGCGGAAGACGCCGCUAGCCCGAAUUGCUGCCCAUCAUACGUCGCUCAAAAGGGGUCUCAGUCAGGAGGCGCUUUUGGGACGGUGGUUACGAAGGUCGAGCUGGGUCUUAUUAACGAUGCGCUAGAGCACGGGUGGUAUGUGACGGUGCCUGACUUCCUGGGACCGAAUGCCGCAUUCCUCGCCAAUAACCUGGCUGGAUAUGCUGUCCUGGAUGGAAUACGUGCCACGCUUGCAUCAUCUAGCUUUACAGGAGUUGCGGCAGAUCCUAAGACGGCGCUUUGGGGAUACUCUGGCGGCAGCUUAGCCAGUGGAUUUGCUGCAGAACUUCAGCCUGUGUAUGCACCGGAGCUGAAGAUCGCUGGAGCGGCACUAGGAGGGACGUGUCCUGAUAUUUUGUCUGUUCUAUACAAGAUCAAUAAGAGUCUCUACGCUGGGUUGAUCGCCACUGGCAUUGUGGGACUAGGAAACGAGUAUCCUGAAAUAGCAUCUCUCAUCUCUUCACAGGUCGUUCCAAGCAAAGCCAAGGCCGUAAAGCAGGUCAAGAACACGUGCUUAGGAGCCAACACCAUAUCUUUUGCAUUCCAAGACAUAUUCAAGUUUGUCAAGGAUCCUAGCAUCUUCAACGGCACUACCGUCAAGGCCAUCGCAGACGCCAACAAUAUGGGCCAUCAUACACCAAGCAUUCCGUUGAUGGUCUAUAAAGGCGUCAAGGAUGAGAUUAGCCCCAUUGCCGACACUGACAGUCUUAUUCAACGUUAUUGCCAGGGAGGUGCCGCUGUUGAGUACAGGAGGAAGGCGUCAUCAGGCCAUGUUGAUCUCUUCUUUUCUGCUUCAAAGGAAGUGUUGGCUUGGCUGAAGGGUCGUCUGGACGGUGUUGCUGUUCAGCCGGGCUGUACAAAUACGACUUAG
Molecule: messenger RNA, 1215 nt
Organism: Pochonia chlamydosporia 170
Lineage: Eukaryota; Fungi; Ascomycota; Sordariomycetes; Hypocreales; Clavicipitaceae
Product: secretory lipase
Exons: 1
Coding region: 1-1215 (404 amino acids)
Biological process (GO): lipid catabolic process
Molecular function (GO): triacylglycerol lipase activity
Source: RefSeq, a predicted model, not a curated record